Anneissia japonica is the source of this 3227-nucleotide messenger RNA. RefSeq names its product L-threonine 3-dehydrogenase-like. The transcript has 7 exons. The coding region runs from base 80 to 1156 and encodes 358 amino acids. The record is from RefSeq and is a predicted model, not a curated record. Lineage: Eukaryota; Metazoa; Echinodermata; Crinoidea; Comatulida; Comatulidae.
CUCAAGAGAGAGAGAGGAGGAAAAGUUUUUCAUAACAAACAUCAUCACUACACUGUAGGUUCGUUGGGGCAGCAUUGAAAUGGCUUCUGUGUCAGCUCAGAGAGUAGUGUUUUUCGGAGCGGAUAGGACCCCGCGUUUUAUGACUGAAAACACGCACAUUAAUCUUGGAAACUUAGGGCCAGAAGAGAUACUAAUAAAAAUCAAGCUAACUACGAUAUGUAGAUACGACUUGCAGAUUCUGCAAGGGAGAUCAAAAGCGAAAACUCCGAGCGUGCUAGGACACGAGGCUGUAGGGGAAGUUGUCAAAGUCGGUAGCAGUUUGGAUGAUGAGGCUAUCAAGCCAGGUGAUCGUGUCUCCUUCAGCCUCUAUGAUUCUUGUUUUAAGUGCAAGUUUUGUCAGAGUGGAUUCCAUCAGAAAUGUAUCAGUGGUUUUAUGUAUGGUCAAGGGACAUUAAGUAGCCACCAGGGAUUCAGCGGAUGCUUCGCAUCUCAUGUUAUUGUAAAAAGAGGUACAAAGCUUGUUAAACUACCAGACAAUGUGUCAGACAAAAUGGCCGCCCCACUAAACUGUGCAAUUGCUACCAUGGCUCAUGCUACGUCAAUGUUACCUACAGAAGACGCUAAAAACAAGACCGUCUUAAUACAGGGAGCCGGGUUAUUUGGUAUUUAUGGGUGUGCUAUGCUACAUCAGGCAGGUUACAGUAAAGUCUACUGUACAGAUUACAUUGCAGAACGUUUAAAAUUGGUAAACUGUUUUGGAGGAAUUCCUCUUGACUUGAGAGUGAAAGGUAAUUAUCCAGACGAUGAUUCAAUCGAUAUUGUUAUUGAGGUGUGUGGCAACCCAGCAGUCAUACCGGAGGGUGUGCGUGUUUUGAAGCCAGGUGGAGUGUACAUGUUUGUUGGUCUUGUUAAUCACAACACAAGUCUAAAUAUCACAGUUGGACAGUUAAUAGAUAAAUGCCUCACAGUCACAGGUGUAGAUAGCUACAGUCCGGAACAUCUAGAAGCUGGUGUAGAUUUCAUUGCAAAGUACAGCAACAAAUACCCGUUUGAAAACCUUGUCGGACCAAUCUUCAAAUUAAGCAAUUUUGAUAAAGCUGUUAAGGAAGCUGGAAAUCAGAGAUUUCUACGCGUUGCCUUGGAGGCUGAUUGUUAACAUGUUCACCAUUCAAUCAAUUGGGUAUCAUAGCAACUGUGUGAAUAGUUUUCAUAGUGAUGCUAUCGCUUUAGUUGUUAUGGUUACAUAUAAUGUUUAAAUUUGUAUAGUUUUCAUCAUCCAUUAGUCGAGUCCUGCAUUUAGUAGUAGUGAUUUAAUGUAAUGUUCCUAAUGGAUCCUUUUUUAUUAUAGUGAUGAAUGCAUAGAUUAUUCUGUGUCAAGUCAUGAUUUUAUAUUUAAGGUGCAUCAAGGUACAGUAUUUGAAAUACACAGUACUUUGCUCACAUUAUUAUGAGCAUACAGUACUGUGAUGUACAAUGAAAUGCACAGUAUUUUGUACACAUUAUUAGUACUGUGAUGUGUGAUAAAAUACACAGUAUUUUACGCACUUUAUUAUGAGCAUACAGUACUGUGAUAUCCCGGGGAGCUCACUUGUAUACCAACCUUCAAUGGUGGGGGUGGGGCGGUGGUGCAGCAGCCACUCCAACACAUGAGACACAAUUGCGCUACCUAUUUUACUGAAAAUUAUUAGGGACUUGAACUACCAUUUACCAAAAUCCAAUGUCAGUUGAACUACUAUUACGGCCAUUUAACCUUACCAAAUUAAACUUGUACUGGUUCUCAAUCGUGAAUAAGACCGCGGUUCUGUCUGUUCGUGAUCCCUACUGUUUGUGGCUAUGUAUCAACAGUAGGUUUAGCACUGUGUUUAGCAAAAAAACCUUCGCUAAUAUCGUGUGAAAAAUUAACGCUACUUGGAUACGGAACGGGGCAAGGACUUUAACUACCAGUUUUACAUAGUUAUUUCCCACACUUGUGCUACCAAGUCUUCGCAAAUAUACCCUAUACAGUACAUGCUGAUACUCUUCCAUUAAUUCCCACACUUGUGCUACAAAGUCCUCAAAAAUACCCCCAUAAAUGUGGCACCUACGCGUAUGGAAAUAUUUACUGUAAAAGUGAGCCCCCGGGUGUGAUGUACUGUACAAUGAAAUGCACAUUAUUAUGAGCAUACAGUACUGUAUUGUGAUGUGCAAUGUAAUACUCAGUAUUUCGUGCACAUUAUUGGGAGCAUACAGUACUGUGAUGUACAAUACACAGAAUUUUGCGCACAUUGAGCAUACAUUAUAUUAUUUUCCAAGUAUUUAUGUCACUCAACUUGUAGACAUAACCAUAGCUUUAAGGGUCUGCUACAUUGCCACAAAGAUGUAGACAGGAGCCUACCGUACAGGGUAUUGGUAUCUUAUUAUCACCAAUUAGCACCUCAUUAUUUUGCACAUAUGUACAUUAUUUCAAAUGUAGGUAUCAUAACUAGCUUAAGAUUAUAUUCUACCUUAGUUUUUUUAGUAAAGUGCAAUUGUAGUUGCAUUCGCUGUAAUAAUGUUUAAAUAUUGUAGACACACAUUAUAUUUAUAUUAAAUGUGACACUUUUAACAGAAUAAGAAAGGAAAAAAUUCCAUACCAUAGGGAUUUAGUAUUUAUAUCUUUUAUAUUAAACAGGGUUUUGACUAUAAAGCCCUUUAGUGUAUUUGUAAGUAACCCCUCCUCUUUUCUUCCCCUCUGGGCUGUGCUACUAGUCAUGUAAGUCUAGGUAUUGAGUGCAUCAAGCCUGCACCUAAAGAUGUCUACAUUGUGAACAGCAACAGAAUGAUCAAUGUGGGCCAUGUGAAAAUAUUGUCAUUAAAUUUGAUGAAAAUGGUUAGUGGGCUCACAAGUUCUUGUUCAUUACAUGAACAAACACUAGUGGCAGAUCCAGGAUUUUUCUUGAGCCAAUAAGGGGGGAAGGUUGAGAGUGUUUUCUUAUCUAUUCAGGGUCCAGGAUUCCUCUAGAAGCUCAGGACUUUUCCCAAUUUUAAUUUUGCUCUUAAGUGGUGUGUGGAAUGCAAAGCACAACUUUGGCCAACUCUGGAACUGCCCGGCUACUAAACAUCGUUAUUUAUUGCUUUGGUCUGUGUCUGCUAGUGGCUUUAACUACUGUAUAUCACCAAGGCAACCACUCACUAUAAGUAAGGUAUUCAAUUAUAUUGCAAUUUUUUUUUUGUUGUUGAAAGAAAUAAAUAUAUUAAAGCUGUAAAAA